AUGACAUGGGCUUGGGAAAGAACAUUCAGACUUAUUUCCCUCAUUGUCGCCGAUCGAGAACUCGGUCGCGGUGCCAAAGAUGCAACCGGGGCUACGCUCAUACUUGCGCCUGUUUCUGUAAUGAGCAACUGGAGUACACAGAUGGAGCAUCACAUCAAGCCGGAACACGCCCUCCUCAUCAGCACGUACGAGUCAAUAUCUUCUGAUUGGUUUUCGCAAAAGUCGACUUCCCUUCCGCGCAAGUCAGGCCCCUUCUCUAUCAAGUGGCUGCGCGUAAUCUUGGACGAGGGACAUAAUAUACGCAAUCCCAAAGCCAAGAAGACGGUUGCCAUUUCCAAUCUCAUGGCUCAGUCACGAUGGUCUCUUACCGGCACACCGAUUAUCAACAACCUCAAGGAUCUCUACAGUCAAGUCCGCUUCUUGCGUCUCUCAGGUGGCAUCGAAAACUUCGACGUCUUCCACAGCGCACCAUCAUGCGUCCCGAAAAGGUACAACGUCCUCGAGGCCGAAGCCAAAGGCCAACUCGACAAGUACAGGAAGAGCAUCGGCAAAAAGGAUGCAGCAACUACAUACCGUCACCUCCUCGAAAUCCUACUUCGCUCAAGCCAAGUAUGCAACCGCUGGCAGCUCCUCGACGAAAACGGCACGGUAGAUCUAACCGACGAAACCAAGCUCGCGCUGCAAAAACUCCUCCAACUCUCCAUAGACUCGCAAGAAGACUGUCCCAUCUGCCUCGACAUAUCCCACUGCAAAAAAACAAUCAUCUUCUCCCAAUGGCCCCCGUUCCUCUCCCUCUUCUCCCCACAUCUAACCGCGCACUCGUACUCCUACACCCGCAUCGAUGGCUCCAUGCCGCCUUCCGCGCGGGACACCGCCUUACACACCUUCACCUCCUCCCCCAUCACCACAAUCCUGCUAGCCUCCCUCUCCGUCUGCAGCGUUGGUCUCAAUCUCGUCGCUGCCAACCAAGUUAUCCUCUCGGACUCGUGGUGGGCUCCCGCGAUUGAGGAUCAGGCGGUCGAUAGGGUGCAUUGGUUGAGGCAGACGCGGGAAACGAGGGUUUGGAGGAGGGUGGUUGAGGGGAGUGUGGAGGAGAGGGUGUUGGGGAUUCAGGAGGAGAAGGGGAGGGUGGUUGGGGUGGCGUUUGGGGAGAAGGAGGGGGGGUUGGAGGAUUUAGUGAGGUUGUUGGGGACGCAGGAGACGCAGGCGUAA
Bipolaris zeicola 26-R-13 is the source of this 1212-nucleotide messenger RNA. RefSeq lists its product as uncharacterized. The record is from RefSeq and is a predicted model, not a curated record. The coding region runs from base 1 to 1212 and encodes 403 amino acids. NCBI's taxonomy places the organism in Eukaryota, Fungi, Ascomycota, Dothideomycetes, Pleosporales, Pleosporaceae. The transcript has 5 exons. Gene Ontology annotation, molecular function: ATP binding; ATP-dependent chromatin remodeler activity.